Cheilinus undulatus (humphead wrasse) is the source of this 1570-nucleotide messenger RNA. RefSeq names its product gamma-aminobutyric acid type A receptor subunit beta1 (gene gabrb1). Gene Ontology annotation, molecular function: GABA-A receptor activity; neurotransmitter receptor activity; extracellular ligand-gated monoatomic ion channel activity. The transcript has 9 exons. The coding region runs from base 70 to 1506 and encodes 478 amino acids. The record is from RefSeq and is a predicted model, not a curated record. Gene Ontology annotation, biological process: monoatomic ion transmembrane transport; signal transduction; nervous system process. NCBI's taxonomy places the organism in Eukaryota, Metazoa, Chordata, Actinopteri, Labriformes, Labridae. Gene Ontology annotation, cellular component: synapse; GABA-A receptor complex; membrane.
GUUGCAGAUAUCCGUGAGAUCUUGAGAGAAAGUCUGUGGCAGGAUCAGGAUCCGGAUCAGGAGUUAGUGAUGUGGAGGGCUGUGGAGACGGGCUGCUGGGGGGUCUGCUGCUGGUCUCUGCUGGUGUCGGUGGUGAGCGGGGCUCAGAGUGCCAACGAGCCCAGCAACAUGUCACACGUGAAAGCCACCGUGGACAAGCUGCUGAACGGCUAUGACAUCCGCCUGAGGCCUGAUUUUGGAGGCGCUCCUGUGGACGUGGGCAUGAGCAUAGACAUCGCCAGCAUCGACAUGGUGUCUGAAGUCAACAUGGACUACACCAUCACCAUGUACUUCCAGCAGUCCUGGAGAGACAAACGCCUUUCCUACACCGGCAUCCCCCUCAAUCUCACCCUGGACAACCGUGUGGCAGACCAGCUGUGGGUCCCUGACACCUACUUCAUCAAUGACAAGAAGUCCUUCGUCCAUGGAGUGACAGUGAAGAACCGGAUGAUCCGACUGCAUCCCGAUGGGACCGUGCUCUACGGCCUCAGGAUCACCACCACGGCCGCCUGCAUGAUGGACCUGCGCAGAUACCCGCUGGAUGAGCAGAACUGCACCCUGGAGAUAGAGAGCUACGGAUACACCACAGACGACAUCGAGUUCUACUGGCAGGGCGGGAGUAACGCUGGCUCCGUCACCGGGGUGGAGAACAUAGAGCUGCCCCAGUUCUCCAUCAUAGACUACCAGACCCUCUCCAAGAAAGCCGUGUUUGCUACAGGUUCUUAUCCCCGUCUGUCCCUGAGCUUUAAGCUGAAGAGGAACAUUGGCUAUUUCAUCCUGCAAACCUACAUGCCCUCCAUCCUGAUCACCAUCCUGUCCUGGGUCUCCUUCUGGAUCAAUUAUGACGCCUCUGCUGCCAGAGUAGCCUUGGGGAUCACCACGGUGCUGACCAUGACCACCAUCAACACCCACCUGAGGGAAACUCUACCUAAGAUCCCCUACGUCAAGGCCAUUGACAUUUACCUGAUGGGAUGCUUCGUCUUCGUCUUCCUGGCGUUGCUGGAGUACGCCUUCGUCAACUACAUCUUCUUUGGUCGCGGUCCACACCUGCAGAAGAAGGUGGCGGAGAAAGCCGCCAAGACCAACAACGAGAAUAAGAGCAGGCUGGAGAGCAACAAAGUCCAGGUUGACGCUCAUGGUAACAUCCUACUGACCAACCUCACCAGCGAGAUGGGUGGAGCAGACAUGAUGGGCGCCCUGAACGACCCCCGGGCCACCAUGUUCUCCUACGACAGCGCCAGCAUACAGUACCGCAAACCCAUGACCAGUCGAGACCUGUACGGGCGACCGGCCAUCGACCGGCCCAUGGGCCACAAGAAGGGCCGGUUGCGAAGGAGGGCGUCUCAGCUCAAAGUCAAGAUCCCAGACCUCACGGAUGUCAACGCCAUAGACAAGUGGUCCCGUGUUGUUUUUCCAAUCGCUUUCACCUUCUUCAACCUGGUCUACUGGCUUUACUACGUCCACUAGAGGGGUAACAGGAAGCCUGUGUGCUCAGGAUGGGUCUAAAGCUACCUAAGUCUUGUACAGGGAU